GUGUGGUGCGUGUUGAAGUUUACCUUGGAAAUGUCUUUCUUCAAUGCUACUGGUGACUCAUUGAGUGGUUGAAUGGCAGCUCCAGCUUUAUAACGGCUGACAAUUCCACAUUCUGAGAUAGAACUUAGAUGCCAUUCUCACUUACACCAACAUACCUUAACAACUGCUUUGGAUACGCAGGAGGAAAAAAUAAUCAUUUCUAGUCAUGAAGGCCGUCUUUUCACUGCUCAUCGGUUUCAUUAUUGUCAGCGAUGGAUUUGCUGCGGUUAUUACUGGGGCUUGUGACAGGGACCCUCAAUGUGGAGGGGGGAUGUGCUGUGCAGUGAGUCUGUGGAUAAAGAGUCUACGAAUGUGUGCACCCAUGGGCACUGAGGGAGACUAUUGUCAUCCUCAGAGCCACAAAGUUCCAUACUUUGGCAAGAGGCUACACCACACGUGUCCCUGUAUCCCAAAUUUGGCAUGCAUAAGGACUACAGACGGGAGAUACAAAUGUUUGCCACAGUUUAAAAACCAAGAUAUUUUUUUUUAGUAGAAACUCCUUUUUAAUAUAAAUCGUUAUUUUUAACAUUGUGCAUCAAAUUAGUUCAUAGCAAUACAUUUCAAUCAGCACUAUUUAUAUAUUAUUUAUAUCUAUUUAUUUAUUUAUUAUAAUUAUUAUUUACAAAUGACCUGUCAUUUUCUCAGAUGUUCAGAUAGAUUUUUUUUUUAAUUCUUCAUAUAGGUGAUUCAAUAAAAUAUAACAGAUGUGUUCAUAAAUGUGUAACUUUUUCCAUGCCUGAGUGUCUCCAAAUAUCAAAGAAGAAUACCUGCUUUUUAUACAUUUUAUUUUCUUAUUCUUUAUUCUAAUAAAAAACUGUCUGCACUUGAAUACAAGUGAAAAAGCCUGACCAAUCAGCUGAGCUCUUCAGCUACCAGUUCCUUCUGUUGGAAUCAAAGUUUUCUGCAAUUUAUGAGAAACAUUUUAGACAUAAGUUUACAAAUUAGCACAAAUGAGAAAAUUGGUCAGCUAAACGCAUCACAUAGAGAAAAAAAAAUACAACAAUACAUGAGAAUAUUGUAAAUUAAAAUACAUGUUUUUAUGCAAAAAUAAGCUUAUACUAUAACUUGCUAUUUUGCACCUUUCUGUCAUUUAUGUUGAUGCUGUUGUGGUAACAUUCUGUAUCUGAAUAACAGCAAUCGUGCGUUUCAUUGCAAUUCCUCAUGAAUUUGAUGUCAUUUAUUUAUUAAGAACUAUGCUAAAGCUGUACACUGAAUAAGCUCGAACAAUGAAUAUCUUGCAGUGUAGUUUCACAAUCCACUUUGAACAUAUUUCUGCUGCAUACAAAAUGCACUAGUGUGCUCUUUUAGAUACAGAAUAUUCCCAUUUAUAUAUGUUUUCUCUCCUUUGAUUAAGCUCCCUUUUUAUGUUCCACUAAUGCUUGUGCAAAAUUAUAAAUCUUAUCAGUUUGUGCCAAAAAUACAGAUUUUAUUUUUUUGUCAAAUGUAUUUGAACAAUAUACUGUA
This is a messenger RNA of Acipenser ruthenus (sterlet), 1503 nucleotides long. It is a transcript of the gene prok2, whose product is annotated as prokineticin 2. The record is from RefSeq and is a predicted model, not a curated record. The coding region runs from base 206 to 529 and encodes 107 amino acids. Lineage: Eukaryota; Metazoa; Chordata; Actinopteri; Acipenseriformes; Acipenseridae. The transcript has 3 exons.